AUGGAAGACACGGCGAUGAAUUCGGCAGAAGAAGCAGAAGUGACGGCCAUGAAAACCAUGAUCAAAGCGGCAACAGCACCACCCUUGCCCAUCAUGGCAACGGCAGCACUUGGGAGAACCAAACCAGCAGACACCUGCCAAUCCCAUGGUAGUAGAAACCAACCAUGGAACAGCAAACCAAGCGAGACCACCAAAAAUGUAACCUGGGAGAGCAGCAGCUGGACUGGAGGCAAUAGCCUUGUUCCAAUAUCCGUUAUCAAGGAAAACGGUACCGAAGUUACCGACAAUGUUGAUAACGAAGAAAAUACCUCCGGAACGAGAAUUCAUGGUGAGGUAAGAACCGUCGGCAUUUCCGUCAAUAGGGUUCUUCUCUCCUGCAGCCAUAACCAAAUCCCAGACUUUGCUUGGAGAUCCCAAAAGGUCACUGGUAGCGUAGGUAGUGAAGGCGAAGGUCAAGAUGAUGACAAUGAUGGCAAUGGUGUGUGCGUAAUCGGUCAGGAAAGUUGCCUUAAUACCACCAAACAAAGUGUAGACAACCACACCAACUGGGAGAAGAUAACAAGCAGCAACAGUAUUCAUACCAGUGAGAUCACUGAUGACGGCAGAGCCACCGGUUAG
Messenger RNA from Ogataea philodendri, 618 nucleotides. RefSeq lists its product as uncharacterized. The transcript has 2 exons. NCBI's taxonomy places the organism in Eukaryota, Fungi, Ascomycota, Pichiomycetes, Pichiales, Pichiaceae. The record is from RefSeq and is a predicted model, not a curated record. Bases 1 to 618 code for a protein of 205 amino acids.